Molecule: messenger RNA, 4538 nt
Organism: Oncorhynchus gorbuscha (pink salmon)
Lineage: Eukaryota; Metazoa; Chordata; Actinopteri; Salmoniformes; Salmonidae
Gene: slc12a1
Product: solute carrier family 12 member 1
Exons: 25
Coding region: 140-3196 (1018 amino acids)
Biological process (GO): cell volume homeostasis; potassium ion import across plasma membrane; sodium ion homeostasis
Cellular component (GO): membrane
Molecular function (GO): sodium:potassium:chloride symporter activity
Source: RefSeq, a predicted model, not a curated record
AUAGUUGCCGAUUGCUUCUGAUACUUAGACAGUCUCUAGGCCCUGACCAGAGGACUGCAGGACCUCAGUAUUCCUUUUCUGUAGUGUUUGACCUGUAGAAGCCAGUAGGUGUGAGGAGCCUGUAUUUACAGCCAGUCUGAUGGAGAAUGAUGCCUAUGACAGGAUCGGGGACGAACCCCCUAACUACGAGGAGACGUCUUUCUCCGGUGGUACCACCUCUAACGGUAAUGGGACCGGUAACGGAGAGCACCGGGCCGUCCGUCCGUCCGUGGUCAGUGCGUUUGGUCAUGACACGCUGGACCGCGUGCCCAACAUCGACUUCUACCGGAAUGCUGGGAGUGUGAGCGGUAACCGUGCGGUCCGACCGUCCCUGCAGGAGCUCCACGAUGUCUUCCAGAAGAAUGGAAGGAUCUCAGUGACGACCACGGUGGAGGACAGAGAGGGGAGCGACGGGACGCCGUCGGACGAUGUGGAGUCUGUCAUUCCCCUGGACAACAAAGAUGGAACCGUGAGGUUCGGCUGGAUAAAGGGAGUCCUGGUGAGAUGUAUGUUGAACAUCUGGGGUGUGAUGCUGUUCAUCCGUCUGUCCUGGGUGUUUGGACAGGCCGGCUGGGGUCUGGGCAUUGUGGUCAUUGCUCUGAGCUGUGUGGUGACCACCGUCACCGGUCUCUCCAUGUCUGCUAUCUGCACCAAUGGAGUGGUACGAGGAGGAGGGGCGUACUACCUGAUAUCACGCAGUCUGGGACCAGAGUUUGGCGGUUCCAUUGGUCUCAUCUUCGCCUUCGCUAACGCUGUUGCCGUGGCGAUGUACGUGGUGGGCUUCGCAGAGACUGUGGUAGACCUACUCAAGGAAAACGAUGCCAUUAUGAUAGAUGAGCUGAAUGACAUCAGGAUCAUCGGCUGUAUCUCGGUGGUACUGCUGCUGGGGAUCUCAGUGGCCGGGAUGGAGUGGGAGGCCAAGGCCCAGAUAGGUUUGCUGAUCAUCCUCCUGAUAGCCAUCGUCAACGUCUUCGUAGGAACUGGCAUCCCAGCCUCCACCGACAAGAAGUCCAAAGGAUUCUUUAACUAUGACGCCAAAAUAUUUAUGGAGAACUUACCGCCGAACUUCCGAGAUGGAGAGACGUUCUUCUCUGUGUUCGCCAUCUUCUUCCCUGCUGCCACGGGUAUCCUGGCCGGAGCUAACAUCUCUGGAGACCUGAAGGAUGCCCAGGAUGCUCUCCCUAAAGGAACCCUGCUGGCCAUCCUCAUCACUGGAGUCACAUACCUGGGAGUCGCCCUCUGUGUCUCUGCCACGGUGGUGCGUGAUGCAACAGGAAACAUCAACGACACCAUUGCCAUAGGGAUGGACAUGUUCUGUAACGGUACCAACACUGCUGCCUGUGAGCAGGGAUGGAACUUCUCCUCCUGUGAUGUCAGCAGCUGCAAGUUUGGCUCCAUGAACAACUUCCAGGUGAUGACCAUGGUGUCAGGGUUCGGUCCUCUCAUCACAGCAGGAACCUUCUCUGCCACCCUCUCCUCCGCCCUCGCCUCCCUCGUCAGCGCACCCAAAGUCUUCCAGGCUCUGUGUAAAGACAACAUCUACACUGCACUGAAGUUCUUCGCCAAGGGACACGGCAAGAACAACGAGCCAAUCAGAGGCUACGUUCUGACUUUCAUCAUCGCUGUCGCCUUCAUAAUCAUUGCCGAUCUGAACAUCAUCGCGCCCAUCAUCUCCAACUUCUUCCUGGCAUCGUACGCCCUCAUCAACUUCUCCUGCUUCCACGCUUCAUACGCUAAGUCCCCAGGCUGGAGGCCAGCAUACAGGUACUACAACAUGUGGUUGUCUCUGUUUGGAGCGGUGCUCUGCUGUGGUGUGAUGUUUGUCAUCAACUGGUGGGCUGCUCUCCUCACCUACGCAAUCGAGAUCUUCCUAUAUGUCUACGUCACUGUCAAGAAGCCAAAUGUGAACUGGGGCUCGUCCACUCAGGCCGUGACGUUUGUCAGCGCGGUCAACAACGCUCUGUCACUGACCGGAGUAGAGGACCAUGUUAAGAACUUCCGACCUCAGUGUAUGGUGCUGACAGGAGCACCUAAGAACAGACCGGCACUCCUGGACCUGGCUCAUUGUUUCACUAAGAACUACGGACUCUGUCUCACAUGUGAAGUCUUUGUGGGCCCCAGAACAGAGACAUUGACAGAUGUGAACGCUGGAAUGGAGAAGAACCAGAUGUGGCUGAAUAAGAAGAAGAGAAAAGCCUUCUAUGCUGCAGUGGCCUGUGACUCCUUCAGACAGGGAACUGAGAACCUCAUGCAGGCAUCAGGUCUGGGUCGUCUGAAACCCAACAUUCUGAUGAUGGGCUUCAAGAAGGACUGGAGGACAGCAGACACAGCUGGCGUACAGAGCUAUGUAGGAGUACUGCACGAUGCAUUUGACUUUGAGUACGGAACCGUGGUACUAAGGAUGAACCAGGGACUGGACAUCUCACACAUCAUAAAGGCUCAGGAGGAGAUGGAGAGAGAAGCCCAGGAGCAGAAGGAUCUGGAGAAAGAAUCAUGUCUCUCUCACUCUCUCAUUGUCUGUCUCUCUCACACACACACACUCUGUCUCUCUCACUGUCUCUCUCUCGCUCAUGGCCUCUCUCUCUCUCACUGUCUCUCUCUCUCUGUCUGUGGGUCAGGUCUAACCCUACUGCUGCCCUACAUCCUGACAACCCGUAAGAAGUUCAAGGACUGUAAGAUGAGGAUCUUCAUCGCUGGCCAGCCGGGACGUGUCGAGCAGGACAGACAUGAGAUGAAGUCUCUGCUGGAGAAGUUCAGGAUCAAAUAUGCAGACAUCCACGUCAUCGACGACAUCACCCAAAACCCCAACUCUAACAGCUGGAAGAUGUUUGAGGACAUGAUUGAGCCGUUCCGUCUUCACGAGGGGUCAAAGAGCACCACUCUGGCCGAGGCUCUGAGGAAAGACAACCCCUGGAAGAUCUCUGACGCCGAGCUGGACACCUUCGAGGAAAAGACCAACCUCCAGGUCAGGCUGAAUGAACUACUGCAGGAGAACUCCCGAGCUGCCAACCUCAUCAUAGUGAGUAUGCCCAUCGCCCGUCUAGGCUCAGUCUCUGACCACCUCUACAUGGCCUGGUUGGACAUCCUCACCAAGAACCUCCCUCCCACCAUGUUGAUCAGAGGCAACCACAAGAGCGUCCUCACCUUCUACUCAUAGACCGACCCUCUCAGCAGUCACGAGAUGGCCACAAGGGACAACCAAGAAACUUUCAUCAAUAUCCAGGAGUUAUUUGCUAUCAGUUUAAAUGAAAAGGUGAUGGUUAGAGAUAAGGUGAUGGGAAAGGUUAAAGGUUAGAAAGUGAGGUUCUUCCGUCUUGUCUAGCAUUCCCAAAUAGUGAUGACACAACACAGACAUAUGGACUCAGGGAUAUAUGGGCACAAGGACCGGACACUGCCUGGGAUGGGUCAAUUACACUGCCUGGGAUGGGUCAAUUACACUGCCUGGGAUGGGUCAAUUACACUGCCAGUGCCUAUGCUGCCCCCCGUUGGAAUUGUACAUGUGGUGCAUAAUUAGGGGUCCAAACCCUGAAUCGGGCCGGAAAACUCUUAUUAUUAUAUAUAUUAGUCAUGUAACAGAUACUCUUAUCCAGAGCAACUUACAGUUAGUGUUCUUGUUAAGGAUAUUAUUAUUCUGACAUAUUAUUAUUAUUAUUCCAAUUUUAAGAGUUCGACCUAUAGUUCGACCUACAGAGACCAAACUUGGAGGGAUGGUGUAAAUUGUGACCCAAUACAUCUGGUAAAUCUUUGGUAUUUGACACAGAGUGGGACUGGGACGUUAGAUAACAGACUGGUCCCAGGCUAGUUGGAGCCCCCUGCUGGCUAUGCAUCUCAAUAUGGUAUACUUUUUCCUUCAAUAUACACUUGUCCACUACCCACAUAGUGGUCCUCUGUAGCACAGUUGGUAGAGCAUGGUGCUUGCAAUGCCAUGAUAGUGGGUUCAAUAUCCGGGACCAUUCAUAUGUAAAGCGUUUUUGGCACGCAUGACAGUAAGUUGCUUUAGAUAUAAGUGUCUGAUAAAUGGCAUAAAUGAUAUUAUUCUAUAUUAUGAGAUUGGUGUAAGAGCAAAAGAUUGAGUCAAGACCAGAACCUGUAGUUCAUACAUACAGACUCCUCCAUAGUUCUCAACCCUGAGGCCUGCAUGGGCUAGUGCCUUCGUCUUGUACAUGCCAACCCAUGGCGGCCCAGGUUCAAAUCCCACCAUUGCUGCUUUCAGAUAGACAUCCCUAGACACUGAGUUGGCUUUGUGGCUGAAUUUGAUGACUUAAAUAAGGGCAAAAUAUUUGAGGAAGAGUCAAAAGUCUUGGUCCCAGGUCAUUGCUGCUUGUAGCUAGCCUAUAUGUAUAACUCUUCUUUUGGGGGAACAACAGAUGAUACACACUGAGUACACAAAACAUUAAGAACACCUGCUCUUUCCAUGACAUAGACUGACCAGGUGAAUCCAGGUGAAAGCUAUGAUCCCUUAUUGAUGUCACUUGUUAAAUCCACUUCAAUCAGUGUAG